Messenger RNA from Striga asiatica, 913 nucleotides. The record is from the annotation of a GenBank genome assembly. NCBI's taxonomy places the organism in Eukaryota, Viridiplantae, Streptophyta, Magnoliopsida, Lamiales, Orobanchaceae.
AGCUCGAGAAACAUCAACAAGUCGCGCUGAGAAGAGAAAAAUUAUCCACAACCUAAGAAGGAUUACAGUCAUGGGGGGAAGGAGAGGGAGAAAGAAGUCCCAUCUCAAAAUGGCCAAGGACAAGAAGGAUAACAACCCGGCGGCGAGCGGUUCCUCCCCACUGCCGCCGCCGUGGAUCGAACUCCCCCGAGACGUGACGGCGAAUAUUCUGCGACGGCUCGCCCCGGUGGAGAUACUGGAAAAUGCUCGGGGAGUGUGCACCACCUGGCGGAGCGUGUGCCGCGAGCCCUCGCUGUGGCGCGUCAUCGAUCUGAAAACCUCCGACGACAACCCCAGAAGAUUAUUCGGUCCCGACGACACGUGCCGUCUCGCGGUGGACCUCAGCCAGGGGGAGCUGAUCGAGAUUAACAUCGAGCAUUUUGCCACCGACGAUUUGCUGCUCUACGUUUCCGUUGUAUCGAGCAAUCUCAAACGUCUCACACUCGUGCGUUGCGACUGCAUAUCGGGCCUAGGUCUGACCACAGCCCUUAAGAACUGUCCGGAACUAGAAGAGCUUCACCUCGUUUUCAUGCCAAAAAUCCGUGCUUUGGACAUCGAGUCAAUCGGCAUCUCUUGCCCCAAGUUGAAAUCCUUCACGUUCAACAACCGUGCAUUCAGGUUUCCUCUUGUCGAAACAGACGACAGUUACGCCAUGACAAUCGCGAAGAACAUGCCUAAUUUGCAGCACCUUCGACUUUUCGGCAAUCGGUUGACCAGUCAAGGUUUAGAAGCCAUUCUCGAUGGGUGCCCUCGUUUGGAGUCUCUCGACCUAAGGCAGUGCUUUAUGAUAAUGGUUGACUUUGAAGGAGCUCUCGGGAAAAAGUGUGGUAUAUGGACGAAUUUGGAGAUUAUAUUUGAGCUGUGGCUUUUGUGA